This is a messenger RNA of Adineta ricciae, 1017 nucleotides long. The record is from the annotation of a GenBank genome assembly. NCBI's taxonomy places the organism in Eukaryota, Metazoa, Rotifera, Eurotatoria, Adinetida, Adinetidae.
AUGUUGAUCGAUCCUAUGAUCUACUCACAUUUGAAGUAUGCGACAAUUGAUUCGAACAAUUCAGAUUAUCCUCAUCAUCAGGGCCCCGAUGGAGAUUUGGUAGCGAAAAUCAAAAAUUUUCAACAACGCAUAGACUUGUCUACACGUGCCAUGAAGAAUCUUCAAUUGGUAUUAGAAUUUCUAAGAGAAUAUCAUCCUAGAUCACUCUCAUUAUACAAUCUAUUGAAUAAUAUACAAAGCAAUUUAAUCAAUGAAGAAAAUUUCUCAUCGAUCGAACUCUUUGUCAAUGAUCCAGUUCGAAUAAAAUGUGUAUUGCUUAUUUACUCACAAAUUACUUCAGCCUCAACAGAUAAAAAACCGACUAAGACGAUUAUUCGAUUUUAUUGUGAUGAGAAAGACAAUGAAAUACUUCUUUCUAUGUUAAAGCAAUACAUUCCAGAGCCAACAACAGAAAAAAUCUUGAUAAAGGCUUGCGAUCAGCGAUUUUCACUUAUCGUACAAGAUCACUUUCGUAAUCUUGGCUUGAGUGUUUCCUAUAUACAUUCGUGUUAUCAAAUGAGUUAUUCAAAAGAAACGAUAGAAAAUCAAAGAAUAACAAUGAAACAUUCCUAUCCUUCAGACAUUGCUAUUCGACCAUUAUCAAUAGCCGAUGCUGAUAUUGUUAAUGAUAAUUGGGCAUAUAAAGAUGAGUUUUCUUUAUGUCGAAUUAAAUAUCAAAUUGAACAUUUACCAACAUUGGGUGCGUAUUGUGAUGGACAGUUGAUGAGUUGGUGUUUGACACAAUACGACGGAUGUAUAGGAAUGGCUUUUACAAAACCUAGUGCUCGUCGAUUUGGUUUACAAUCAUUAUUAGUAACUUAUCUCGCAUUUGAACUACUAAAAUAUCAAGAACAUAUUGUCGAUUUUGUUGCGUGUGAUAACGAUAUUUCAUUGAAUAUGAUGAACAAAAUGGGAUGGAAGAAUGUAUGUCAAAUGGAUUGGAUUGGAUUCGUUGGAAAAUCAAAUAAAAUCCAAUGA